Messenger RNA from Amphibalanus amphitrite, 3039 nucleotides. RefSeq lists its product as uncharacterized. The record is from RefSeq and is a predicted model, not a curated record. NCBI's taxonomy places the organism in Eukaryota, Metazoa, Arthropoda, Thecostraca, Balanomorpha, Balanidae. The transcript has 3 exons. Bases 1 to 3039 code for a protein of 1012 amino acids. Gene Ontology annotation, molecular function: nucleic acid binding; RNA-DNA hybrid ribonuclease activity. Gene Ontology annotation, biological process: DNA integration.
AUGGAGGACGGAGUCAACUCGGGAGCGGUGGCGGCGGUGGGCGGCGCUGGUGGGGCAUUUGAUGCCCGGCUCAUUCCGGAGUUCGACGGCGCCGGAGACGUGGUACAGUGGCACACGCGCGCCCAGAUGCUGUGCGAGCUCCGAGGCGCGUCUCUGGCAGCCGUCCUGCCCCUGCGACUGACCGGCGGCGCCUUCGCCGUAUGGUCGCAGAUGCCGGUCGCCGACCGUGGCUCCGCUGACGCCGUCCGGGAUGCGCUGUUCACAGCGUUUGCGCCAGACCCGUUCACGGCGUAUGAGGCUUUCGUCAGCCGCCGCUUGCAGCACGGAGAGUCGGCCGACGUCUUCCUGGCCGACCUCCGGAGGCUCGCGGCCCUGUUCGGUGGCGUGCCGGACCGCAUGCUCGUGUGCGCGUUCGUGGCGGGUCUGCCUGAGACGACCCGGCAGGUGAUACGGGCUGGCACUCGCGCCGAGUCGCUGGAGCUCGCCAGUGUUCUGGCGCGCGCGCGCGCUGUGCUGAGCGAUGAGCGUGAGGCGGUGAACGGAGUCAGCUGCUUGGCGCUGGUGGACACCGGCUGCACGCGCAGCAUCGUCCACGUGACGCGCUGCCCGCUGUGGACAGAACGCCGGAUCAACGUGAUCACGGAGUACGACGCGGAGCUGGAGUCGUGGCUCCGGAACGGCUGGCUCCAGCCGUACGACGAGGCGGUUCAUGGACCACCCCGAGGACUCGUGCCGCUGAUGGCGGUGCCGCAGGCCAACAAGGUACGGCCGGUGCUCGACAUGCGCGAACUGAACGCUCAUGUUGCAGCGUACAGCGCGGACGCCGAUGUCUGUGCCGAACACCUGCGCAAGUGGCGCCGUCACGGCCGCCGUGUGGCUGUGGUCGACCUGCGCCGCGCCUACCUGCAGCUGAGGCUGGAUCGGCGGCUGUGGCCUUAUCAGACUGUGAUGCUGCACGGACGGCGCCACUGCUUGACAAGGCUCGGAUUUGGCUUGAAUGUUGCGCCGCUGCUGAUGAAAGCCGUGGUCCGUGCCGUCCUGUCACAGGACUCGGCCGUCGAGCGGGCCGUCUCCCCGUACGUCGACGACCUGUUGGUGGACGAGGAGGUGGUGAGUGCCGAGCGGGUGGUGGAACACUUUCGCCGGUUCGGACUCGAGUGUAAGCCGCCUGCUCGGGCCGAAGACGGAGCUCGCAUGCUCGGCCUCCGCGUACAGCCCGUCGCUGGAGAGCUGCAGUGGUCACGUGACUGUGCCGUCGUCCCGCCGCCAGAGGUCGUGACUCGCCGUGCGGUGUUCGCCUGGUGCGGCCGGCUGGUGGCUCACUUCCCGGUCUGCGGUUGGCUGCGGCCAGCCGCCGCCUGGGUCAAGCGGCACGUCAACCAGCUCACCGAAGGCUGGGACGACGCCACCGACGAUGGCACCCUGAGCGCUCAGAUCGCCUACAUCCAAGAACGGCUGGCGGGAGCGGACCCGGCUCGCGGCCAGUGGUGCUGGACUGGCGACCGUGCUGUCGUCUGGGCCGACGCGAGCUCGAUCGCGUUCGGCGUCGUCAUCGAGACGCCGGACGGUGGGGUGAUGGAAGACGCCUCCUGGUUGCGGCCGAGCGGAUCGUCAGCACACAUCAAUAUGGCUGAGCUCGACGCCGCCGUCCGCGGCCUGAACCUGGCCAUCGCCUGGGGCGCGACGGAGAUAGAGCUCCGCACGGACUCGGCCACGGUGCACCGGUGGCUCAGUGACGCGCUGAGUGGGCGCACGCGCUUGCGAACUCGUGCGGCGGGCGAGAUGCUGAUCCGUCGGCGAGUCAGUCUCAUCCGGGAGCUGACGGAGGAGCUGCAGCUGGAGCUCACUGUGACCCUCGUCCGCUCGGCUGAGAAUCUCGCCGACGCGUUGACUCGAGUGCCAAAGGACUGGGUGCGCGAGCAGAGUGCGGCUGACGGCGUGCCGGCCGAGGCCGCUGCUGUUGGGGCCGAGGACGACGCGGCAGGUGCGGGCGCCGAGGGCGAGCUCGCCGCCUCCGUCCGAGCGGUGCACGAGCGGGCAGGCCAUCCCGGCAUUCGCCGAACGCUAUACUUUGCUCGGCGCGACGUGUCGUGUGAUGUGCCGAGGGCGACUGUGCGAGCGGUGGUGCGCGGCUGUGACAUUUGCCGCUCGAUCGACCCGGCGCCGGUGCGGUGGCGGCACGGCUCUCUCGGUGUCAAGGAGACGUGGCAGCGUGUGGCGAUGGACGUCACGCACUACCAGGGUCGGGCCUACCUGUCCGUGAUCGACUGCGGCCCGUCGCGGUUUUGUGUGUGGCGGCAGCUGCGGCGGGCGGAUGCGGUGGAGGUUUGCGGCCACCUGGAGCAGAUGUUCCACGAGCGCGGCGCGCCGACUGAAAUCCUCGCAGAUAAUGACACAGUGUUUCGCGGGCGUCAGGUCGCGGCUCUCACGGCUCGGUGGGGCGUCAGCCUAAGAUUCCGAGCCGUGCACCAGCCGGGCGGUAAUGGGGUGGUGGAACGGUGCCACCGCUCCAUCAAAGUGAUCGCGGCGAGGCGGACGUGCUCGGUCGCGGAGGCCGUCCACAUUUAUAACGUGACGCCCCGCGACGGUGAAACUACGGGCUCGGCGCCGGCCGCGGGCGUCUACCGAUACGCCAUGAGGGACUGCAUCCGCCCGGCAGCGGCCGGUGAGAGUGCUGACCAGGAGCCGCCAGCUGUGUCCGACGGCGAGCAGCUGCGGGUCGGCGACCAGGUGUGGAUGCGGCGCCGGGGAACCCGCUGCACGGACACGUCCCGCCGCGGUGUCGUCACCAGCGGUGUGUCGCGGCAGGUGGUUGAGGUGGACGGCGUGCCGUGGCACGUGCGUGACCUGCGGCCGCGGCACGAGAGCCCGUGCCGCGACGAUGGCGACGAUGCGCAGUCAGAUGGCGAGGCGCCGCCGAUCAUUGUCGACCUCCCGAGUGGCGGCGAUGAGCGCCCAGCUGAUGUGGCUGCCGACGGCCCUCCGCUCCGCCGCAGCGAGCGCGAGCGGAGACCGCCACGACACUGGUGCGAGUGUUAG